AUGGGGUACAAUGACUCAAAUCUCGCUCCAGCAGAAUACCACAUCUUUGGAUUUAACGGGAUAUCAACAAAUCCAAAGGGCGAAAUCACGGUAACAAUACCUGUGAACUCACUGGAAACAAUAGUUACAUUCAGUGUUGUAGAAGUAGAUACCCCUUACAACGCGAUUAUUGGGCGACCUUGGAUACACGGAGUCAGAGGGAUCACAUCCACCUUUCAUCAAUGCAUUCGUUUUCCUGUCCCGAAUAGCAUAGGAGAAAUCAAGGGGGACGUCACAAUGGCAAAGAAGUGUCAAGACCUUAAUGUGCGACAUCGGUAA
Papaver somniferum (opium poppy) is the source of this 318-nucleotide messenger RNA. RefSeq lists its product as uncharacterized. The transcript has a single exon. NCBI's taxonomy places the organism in Eukaryota, Viridiplantae, Streptophyta, Magnoliopsida, Ranunculales, Papaveraceae. Bases 1 to 318 code for a protein of 105 amino acids. The record is from RefSeq and is a predicted model, not a curated record.